AUGGCCGCCCUCACAUUUCGCCGCGCCACGCUCGACGACGCGCCUCAACUGCGCGCCCUCACCGAGCAUGCCUUUUCCACCCCCGACUCGCGGCCCGACUGGACCGGCGACGCAGUCCUCGCCGCACACUUCACCCUGACCCUCGACGCCAUGAAGGCGAGCCUCACCGCCUCCGACGUCGUCACCUUUGCCGUCCUCGAUGCGGCGGGGGAGAUUAUCGCCUCUGCAAGCGUUGGGAAGAAGGCCGAAACUGGCCGCAUCUCGAUGCUGGUCGUGCACGACGCGCACCAGCGCGGGGGCCUCGGCGGCCGCGUGCUGGCGUACGCGGAGGAGCACUGCCGGCGGGAGUGGGCGGCGCGGCGCAUCUCGCUGAACGCGCUGUCAUCGCGGACGGCGCUGCGGGCGUGGUACGCCCGGCGCGGGUAUCGCGAGACGGGCGAGACGAGCCCGUUUCCGCGCGAGUCGGGCCGGUUUGCGGCGCUUGCAAUCCCGGACGACUUGUGCUUUGUGGAGAUGAUCAAGGACGUCGAGCCCAUGCAGGGUGACAAGAAGACAGAGGAGGAAGAAUAA
Cordyceps fumosorosea ARSEF 2679 is the source of this 570-nucleotide messenger RNA. Its product is annotated as Acyl-CoA N-acyltransferase. The record is from RefSeq and is a predicted model, not a curated record. Gene Ontology annotation, molecular function: acyltransferase activity, transferring groups other than amino-acyl groups. Bases 1 to 570 code for a protein of 189 amino acids. The transcript has a single exon. Lineage: Eukaryota; Fungi; Ascomycota; Sordariomycetes; Hypocreales; Cordycipitaceae.